UUUGAAGUUUGAUUAUUUAUUUACUAGUCUGAACUCUGUGCUUUAAUGUUGGAUUUUUCAGAGACUUUUUCUCAUAAUAUUUUCCAAGUGCAAUGAUUAAUGAAUAAUCAUUGUUCCUAAUAUCAGAUAUUUGAUUCAGUUUCCUCAUAAUACUUUUCCCAAAUCAUUCUCCAAUCGUGGGUAUAAAACUACAACACCUAUUGUAAUUGCCACCUAUUCGCCUGGUAAAGUGGGUAACCGAUUAUGAUUGAAUUUGAAUUUGAAAAUAGUCAAAGCAUUUGUCGAAUUUGCUUUGAAAUAAAAAGUGAUGUUCGUCCAUUGUUUUCAAAAAAAGAGGAUCGUUUUAUUUAUGAGGAACUCGUAAAAUAUGCUCAUUUAAAUCUUCACAUAAACGAUGGGGGGCCAGCGACGAUCUGCGGCCAAUGCUUUGAAGAGUUAAAUGUAUUCAUGGCAUUUUUGGACAAAUGUAAAAGGGCCAAUGAAAUUUUUCUUCAACAUAUGCAGUGCCAAAAUGAUACCAGACAUAGUGACAGGGGUCAAAACUUACUGCACGGUGCAAGUCAUAGUGAUAGAAGUAACAUCUUGCUACAUAGCAAAAGCCAGAUUGACAGUGGUACUAAUUUGUCACAUGCAAACCAUAUUGACAGCAGUAGUAACUUGCCACAUUGUGCAGAUGAAAGGGACACAGAGGAUGGUUCAAACAAAAACGAAAACUGUGGACAAGACAAUUUGACACACAACCUAAACAAUCCUAUGUUGAAGGUUGCUCAAAGCAAGCCUGCAUCCCAUAAAUGUCAGAUAUGCUCCAAAGUAUUCACUAGGAAGUUUAACUAUAAACAACAUCUCGCGAGGCACCGCGGCGAGCGGCAGCGGGCGGGCGCGCGGGGCGGCGGCGCGCGGUGUUGCGGCGCGCGCAAGGCGUGCCCGGCGCCCGGCUGCGGGAAGAGCUUCACCUCCGUCACCAACCUGCGCACGCACAUCAGGACACACAGCGGAGAAAGACCAUUCAGCUGCGAAGAUUGCGGGAAGACGUUCGGGAGCAAGAACACGUUAAGGGAUCACAUGAAAAUACACACAGGCGAGAAGCCGUACAUGUGCCCCGCGUGCGGCAAGCAGUUCGCCACCAACAAGCUGGCGGCGCACAUGCGCACGCACGGCGCGCGCGCGCACGCCUGCCCCGCG
Molecule: messenger RNA, 1182 nt
Organism: Pararge aegeria (speckled wood butterfly)
Lineage: Eukaryota; Metazoa; Arthropoda; Insecta; Lepidoptera; Nymphalidae
Product: zinc finger protein 572-like
Exons: 5
Biological process (GO): regulation of transcription by RNA polymerase II
Cellular component (GO): nucleus
Molecular function (GO): DNA-binding transcription factor activity, RNA polymerase II-specific; RNA polymerase II cis-regulatory region sequence-specific DNA binding; zinc ion binding
Source: RefSeq, a predicted model, not a curated record